Molecule: messenger RNA, 423 nt
Organism: Hydatigera taeniaeformis
Lineage: Eukaryota; Metazoa; Platyhelminthes; Cestoda; Cyclophyllidea; Taeniidae
Source: the annotation of a GenBank genome assembly
AAGAAUGCUAAAAUGACUGCCAGUCGUGCCAGUCGAAUAGAUGAGACAUGCUUUUUUAAUGGUGGACUCAUUCAUCAAAGCAUUCACUUUUCAUCGCCUUUACUUCCAGAUAAGGUGAGCUCAUUAGAAGGUGGCGAUGGAUCAGUUCGCUUGGACAGAGUGAACUCAAGUUCCUUCAGAAAGGUGCUAUAUUGGUGCGCAUAUCACAGAGACGAUGCUGACGAGCCCGAGAAACAGUUCUUCCGAAUUAGCCAAUCUUCGCUACUUGAGAUUCUUUUAGCAGCUACCUAUCUUGCAUUCAGUGAUCUUCGUGAUAGGUGUUGUAGGGUCCUUUCCGACUUGAAUAAGCGUAAACAACGCGGAGGGUUUCGGGAAAUCCUUAAACUUCCCUCCGAAGAAGGGCAGAGUAGUAUAACGGAAUAA